GCAGACUGUACCCUCUUCAUCUCGGCUUAAACUGGAUGUCUCAAUCAUUCUUCAUCAGCUCUUCGCUGACGUGCUCUUCUCCAGAUUCACCUGAAUUAAACCGGAUAAGGACCUCAGAUGUUAUGAAGACCCAUGCUCCAACUUAGACAUGAUAUUCAACAUUCACAUUUCUGACAUGCUGAAAAUAGGCUCCUGCUCUGCCAGUAGGACAGCUUGAUGGGCAGACAGACUUUUUGAUGCUUGAUGAUGACGACGAUUUAUUUUAAGUGCUCUUGAGGCUGCCACAAACUCAGAGCUGAUUUCAUAAUGUGUGAGCGAGAAGAGCCCUUUGGUGAGGGGGAGUUAAGGAAUAACAACCAGCAGGGUGGCAUGCUGGCUGAUGGCGACGCCAAUGCCAAUGACAUUCGGACAGAAGAUGGUGGGAGAACUGGGGAUACUGGCUGUCUGUCAGGACUGAUAACUGAAACAGCAGAGCAAGACAAAGUCAUCAUCUGGGGCACAGACUCUCAGUGUGAUGACCCUGAGCUGGCUGAAUUUGAGAUGUUAGAGUGUCAGGAGUUGGAGGCUUAUCUUGUUGAGGAGGAAGAGGACUUUGUUGGGCUUGCAGAGCGGAAGGAGCUUCAAGAACAGCCGUCAUCAUGCAGAAAAUCCACAGCAGAAGAGGCGAUAGAUUAUAAGGGCAGGGAAGAAAGGAAGUCAAUUCUGAACGGUGCCAGUGAGCAAGAAUCCAAUGACUCUCAUGUCUCUGAGAGCAGAGAAGCUUCCAAGACUGAGUUAAGCUCUGAAGCUGAUGUCUUUGUAUCAUGCCUGUCCACCAUUUCAAGCAUGGCCACUGCCAUGGACACUGUUGGCAAGAACCAGAUGACAGACUCCUGGCAUAUUGCCUCUGGUCCUCAUUCAACCAUCUCAGAGGACCUGGCUUCCCAGAUUUGCACCACUAUCUCUGAGAGAGGCAAGGCCUCUCAAAUAGUUGAUGAUUCUUCUCUUUUUGCUAGAAAAAGCACAAUAACCCAGAAAGAUGUAGAUAUGAAUUUGAAUUCAGCAGUUCAGUCAGAUGAUGCUGUAUCACAGGCACAUGAUGUCAGUGGCAAGCACGGGACAAAUAAUAACCAUAGAAAUAAAGCAAAGGGUAGUAUUUUGGAGGUAAAUUGUACUGAGCACAAGGCUUUAACCUCUCCGACAAAAUGUCAAAAAGAAAGCAACGCUAAAAUAGAUAAAAGCACACAAGCUGAUGAAACCCCUGAUGUGAACUACAGGGCUCUCAGAACAGGUACAAAGAGGACUCAGUCAUGUAUUGAACCUAAAGCCAUAAAGAAACAAGGCUCGUUUGAUAACACACUGAAGAAACAAAGCUCUUUUGAUAAAAGUCUCAAAAAGCAGCCUUCAUUUGAGAAUUCUUUAAAGAAGCAGCUCUCUUUUGAUAACACCUUAAAAAAGCAGGGCUCCUUUGAGAACACCACCACUCCCAGCUCUUCAAGUCUGGAAAGGAGGAAGCCAUGGGGAAGCCCUAGUCGACCAGCAACUCCUACAUCCCCUAAAACCACCUCCUCUUCGUCACCUAAGAGACGACCUCCUGGUUCUCCAGCUAAGGUCCAGGGCAUCAGGGCACUGAGCCUGGAGCGCAGUGACUCCUCUCAAAGAGGAAUAAGUCAAACUGUCAAGCCACAUGCUAAGACCAGUUUGAGCAGUGGAAUCCCCAAACCUAUCAUGCCUCAACAGAAGGAGUCUGAACCCAGGAGAUCUUCGCCCCCUCAGAAGCCCAAAAACGUGCGACCAAAAAUCAUCACGUAUGUUCGAAAGAAUGCUCAAGCAAAACCACCACUCACCGAUGCACUAAAUGAAGCCUCCACACACACAUCAAGAUUACCCUCUUACUCCAACCCACCAGCUCUCAAAGAUCCAAAGGUUGCUUCUCAAACUAAAUCCACACCAGUGCUCUGUUCCUCAAACCUGCUAUUUGACAAAUAUCGACAGGAGAUGCAGAAGACAGGAUACUAUCCUCCAGGUGUCGCUGUGACUGGAGUAAAACCUCCAAGCAGCACUCUCCCUCAACGGAGCGGAAAGCCAGACAGCUUCCAGGAGGCAUCAGACAAAUAUCUUCAAGAGCAGCAUGUUUCCCCUGAAGGAGGUGGUGUCUACCGCUCGCCGAGAACCCUGAGGCCUCAGCUUGGGCUUGGUGCAGUCACCAGGCAGCCCGCAGCCAAGCAAAGAGUUCAGCAGGCAGGUCAAAGGUCAGGUCCCUCACAAUAUCUGGCUGCCAAAGUGUCCACCCCAGGCCAACAAGAUCUGGCAGGAGAGCCCAGGAGGGCAGGUCCAGAAACCACACCAAAAAGCCUCCUGCUCAAAUCAGGCCAGUCUGGCCUUCGACCUCCAGGCUUCUCUGCCCUUCCAGCUUCCCGUCUGGCUUCUCUAGGAUUUGUCCGGAGCUCCAGUGUCUCAUCUGUAUCCAGCAACCAGUCUAAUGAAAGCACCCACAGUGACCCAGGCCGAGGUUCUCAGCAUCCCAGCAGUGGCAGCGAUGACACACCUCAACAUAAAGCCACAGCACCAACCAGAGAAGCCUCCCCUGCUCAGAUCCGCCCUCACCCUCCUAAUGCCCCCAGCCUCCAGCGGCGCAGUCUGCCGCCACAGCACUGCUCCCCACUAGCAACUAGGAGAGAUUUACAGAAGGAUACAGAGGCUGAGCUGUCACCAAAAUCCUCCCCUAAAAGACUUGCAGUGGUUUCUCCCAAGCCACAGUCCCCUGUUCGUGGUCGGACAACGGCAGUUUAUGGUGCCGUUCAGACUGAAAAGGCACAGGAGGUGGAUCGCGCUCAGAUCCAGCAGCUGCGGGAGCGAUGUGAGCGGCAGGCCCUGCAGCUACAGACUCUGCAGGCUCAGUUAAAGAAAGCCUCGCUGUGCCUGGAUGUUUUCAGCAUCACUACCCAGCACUUCUGUCACAAGAGUGAGAGUGCCAUUGUGAAGGAGAGGGAACUGUCCCUGGAGCUUGCCAGAAUCCGUGAUGAAGUGGCUGUCAGUGUUGCACACUGGGAGCAGCUGCAGCAGGAGAAGGAGGAACUGGAGCGUCGUUUUGAGUCUGAGCUGCAGGGAUUGCGGGCUCAGCAGCAGAAGGAGCUGGGAGCGCUGGAGGAGCGGCUGAAAGCACAGCACGUGGAUGAGACGAAUAGUCUGCAGGCCCUGCAGCGAGCUGAGCUGGAAGAGCUACACUUCAAACAGCAGGAGCAGCUUGAGGAGAUGAGUCAGAACCAUGAGGCGUCCUUGGUGGAGAUGGAGAUGGCUCACAAUGAUACACUGGCCACUCUGCAAGAGGAGCAUGCCAGGACUGUGAAGAAUUUGAAGAUGGCCCAUGAACAACAGAGGAAGUCUUUGGAAGAAGAGUUUGAAAAGAUCAGACUGUCACUGCAGGAUCAGGUGGACACACUGACAUUUCAGAACCGUAGUCUCAGAGAUCGAGCAAAACGAUUUGAAGAGGCUCUCCGCAAGAGCACAGAUGAGCAGAUCGUGGAUGCUUUGGCUCCCUAUAAACACAUUGAGGAGGACCUGAAGAGCCUCAAGGAAGUUCUGGAGAUGAAAAAUCAACAAAUCCAUCAGCAGGAGCUGAAGAUUUCAGAACUGGAGAAAAUAGCUGCAAAGAAUGUGUUCCUGGAGGAGAAACUACAAGUGUUACAACAGCAGAAUGAGGACCUGAAGGAACAAAUAGACAAGAAUCUCGCUGUGUCCAGGCAACUCUCUGAAGAGAAUGCUAAUCUGCAAGUGAACGUGGAGAAGGAGAGCAAUGAGAAGAAGCGCCUCAGUCGCACCAAUGAGGAGCUGCUGUGGCGGCUACAAACCGGCGAGCUGAGUCCUCGCAUGUCCCCCAGCUCCUCCCCUAUCCAUCGGCCACCCUCUGGACAAGGCUCUCCCGCCCGUCCACACUCGUACCACCAGUGAUGCUCUUCUGGAAGUUCUCGUCACCAA
This is a messenger RNA of Oreochromis aureus, 3957 nucleotides long. RefSeq names its product microtubule associated tumor suppressor candidate 2b (gene mtus2b). The coding region runs from base 307 to 3930 and encodes 1207 amino acids. Gene Ontology annotation, molecular function: microtubule binding. Lineage: Eukaryota; Metazoa; Chordata; Actinopteri; Cichliformes; Cichlidae. The transcript is spliced from 15 exons. Gene Ontology annotation, cellular component: nucleus; cytoplasm. The record is from RefSeq and is a predicted model, not a curated record.